Messenger RNA from Megachile rotundata (alfalfa leafcutting bee), 1157 nucleotides. RefSeq names its product oogenesis-related protein sosie (gene sosie). Lineage: Eukaryota; Metazoa; Arthropoda; Insecta; Hymenoptera; Megachilidae. The record is from RefSeq and is a predicted model, not a curated record.
ACCGAUCGAAACUUAAAGGAGACAAAGCAUACUCCGAUUGUUCGACGACGUGGUAGGCCAACUACGUUUUGGUGUACUUACUUCUUUGAUGGUGGCAGCACAUGGGGCACAAGGUGGGGGUACUUCAAACGCUUAAAAGGCCUUCCAACGUCCUUGUGACAUGCAGUUCUCGAAUAGAACGUAAUACCACGCUGUUCAAGUAGUUAAAGUAGCUGAAAAGUGCGGCAGAAAUUUUAUUCGGUUUUUCCGCGAUACGAUUACUCUAAUAAUAAUCGAGAUACCAGUGUUACGUCGAAAGAGAGAGCUUACAUUCAAGAAGUCAUCGGAUUUACGCAUUUUAGUGAAGAGAAGUGACUUUCGAAAGAGGAGUUUAACACCGAAUUCAGUGAGCCAGUGAAUAAACCAAGUGAUUAUUCAGCCAAUAGUUUCAAGUUCACUCUGAAGUAGCAACAAGUCCGAAGAAAUGAAAAAAGGAAGAGCUUUUAAGAUAUUUGCGACGUUUCUUUUGCUGGUCUUCUUCGUGUCGCCGUCCUCCACUUGGGCCCUUACUACGUUUGGAAAAACCAACCCCCAAACUCAGAACCAAAAUCCUCCACCACCGCCUACGCCAGUGGGAAAGGCUCGGGAAUGUAAAUUAGAAUCUGAUUGCGCUGGUAUUCAAAACACAACAUGUAUGGCAGACACUAGAGAUGGAAGAACGCGUUGUCUAUGCGGUGACUAUUCGGCGCCCCUUAAUGGCGCGUGUACCAAUAAAUACAAAGCUUUACAUACACCCUGUAACGAUGACUCUGAAUGCGUUGAUGGUGCACACUGCGUACAACGGAACACGACUAUGUCUGGAAAACGUUGUUAUUGUCAGGAAGGGUAUUACGAAGACUAUCCUUUGGCAUGCAACGGUAGUGCAUCCCUCACCUGUACAGUUCACAUAGUUCUCUUAGUUGUUUUAAGUCUUUGUACACAGAACUUAAGUUUCCUGUAAAUCCUUUGAAAUUUCAAAACAUUACUCCGAGAAACGUUAAUUCCGAAGCUACACGUGUUAAUUUUUUCUGUAUAUACAUAAAUCAACCAACAGCAUGAUACUGUGUAGUAUCAAGAAUUAAUUUUACAUCCAACGUAAUACAAGUAAUUGCAAUAAUAAUGUAAUUUUUAAGUCAAUA